GUUGUAAGUAGUUUGUCUAAAGGUCUGCUAGUGCAUAAAGUUCCCAUUGAAACAAUCGCACGGGGAAUACGCUAGCUUUUCACUCGGUCCGAUUCGCUCGAUAUGACCCCGACAUCUUGGGCCACCAGGGCGAUCUGCUUCUUUUUGGAAUUGCAUGAAUGAUACCGCAACGGUUUUACGUGUUCUAGUUUUUCUCUCCAGCAAGAAAAUUUCUCUCCAGCACGAAAAUCUAUAGAAAGAAAGCCUCUCCCUCGAUUUUCGUCAUCAAAAAUCUCCAGGCCACACAAACAGAAAUUCAAAGUAUCAAUUCAUAAAUCAAUCUCUUUUAUUCAUCAUGGAGAAAGUCGAAACAUGCCUCGUAGAUAUCGAGCGCAAGCUUGGGAAAGUCAUGAAGAUCUCAGAAAAAGGACCAGACAAGAUGAAGAUCAAGGAUAUGGUCAAAAUGGUCACCAAAGGAAACUCCAUCAUCAAGACAAACGAUAAAAUGAUGAAAGAAUACAGGGUAAACUUCCUCUCUUCGUGUCACCUAAGUUUAUGUUUCCUUAAAUCGAGAAAAAAAACACUGACACUCCUUGUAGGCCUUGACCCCAAGCGAGACCCAGAAUCAAACCAUUGUAAACCACAUGAAGAAGAUUCUCGAGCUUCAAGAAAAGCAAAUGCAAGAUGCCAUCAACAACAAGCCUCAUUUCGACAAGAUCCACGCUGCAGGAAUGGUCAAGAAGAACUUGAAGAAGAAUGAACCACAAGGUGAUGCACUUAGUGAUUUGUUGAUCGAGAAGUCUUCGCCUUUCCCCAGCCAGAAGUCGGAAGCUAUGGCAAUGAAGGCUAGAAGCAAGAAGAGCUUCAAUGAUGUUAUGAAGGUUUAUGAGGGUGCCACUGGUGGUGAGGAUCAGGUAACUGAGGCUGUUGAUGAUUCGGACUAAAAGGGAGAGGAGAUGGGAUCUUGGUGCAGUCAUAUCCAAUGGUGUACGUAGAAAAAAGCUCUCUGAGGAAACUCAAUAUCUAGGUAUUGAAAACAAUCUUCAUUGGUCCUAG
Molecule: messenger RNA, 1035 nt
Organism: Hymenoscyphus albidus
Lineage: Eukaryota; Fungi; Ascomycota; Leotiomycetes; Helotiales; Helotiaceae
Source: the annotation of a GenBank genome assembly